This is a messenger RNA of Penaeus monodon (black tiger shrimp), 591 nucleotides long. RefSeq names its product cuticle protein AMP1A-like. Gene Ontology annotation, molecular function: structural constituent of chitin-based larval cuticle. Bases 1 to 522 code for a protein of 173 amino acids. Gene Ontology annotation, cellular component: chitin-based extracellular matrix. Lineage: Eukaryota; Metazoa; Arthropoda; Malacostraca; Decapoda; Penaeidae. The record is from RefSeq and is a predicted model, not a curated record. The transcript has 3 exons.
AUGAACUGGCAACUGCAUGCAUUUCUCAUAGCAGAAUAUAAGCGCUACCAUCGGCAUGAGAGGCAGCAGUAUCUAACAGCCAACAUGAAGUUCUCUUCGCCGCCUGUGGCCGCCGUGGCCGCCGCCGUCCCCCAGGGAUACGGUGCUCCUCCGCCUCGCUACGACUCCAGUGAGGAGAUCGCCAUCUUGAGGGACGAGCGCGUGAUCGAGGACGACGGAAGGUACAACUUCGACAUGGAGACUGCCAAUGGCAUCGUAGUGUCAGAGCACGGCACUCCCGGAGAGAAGGGAGCCAUCAACAGCGCCGGUUCCUUCUCAUACACUGCUCCUGACGGCACUGACGUCCAUCUCCAAUUCGUUGCUGACGAGAACGGCUUCCAGCCUCAGGGCGCCCACCUGCCAGUGACCCCCGCGUUCCCCCACCCGAUCCCUCAGUUCGUCCUCGACCAGAUCGCCUUCGCCGCUGAGGAGGACGCCCGUAAUGCCAAGAGACCCUCAGCCACUUAUGGCGCCCCUCAGUAAAUAGGUUUUAAUACUAAGAAGACCUUGUACAUACGAGAAUGUUUAUGGUAAAAUAAAAUAUUUAAUAUG